GGAACUUCCUGCCCUGGUCUGUUGUGGAGGGCUGAGGAGGUUGUGAAGUGCAGGGCCAUCAGGAUGAGAGGUAGUAUCAUGAUAUUUGCAGCUGCCGUCCUCCUCUUAGUAUUGCCCUCGGCCCAUGGACAAUUUCCUAGGGCAUGUAGCUCAGCGGAGGUCCUUUUAAGUAAAGAGUGCUGCCCAGCUUGGGCUGGAGAUGGUUCUCCUUGCGGAGAAGCUUCUGGGAGAGGAACAUGUCAAGACGUUGUCCUGUCUAACUCUUCCAUAGGUCCUCAGUUUCCCUUCAGUGGCGUUGAUGAUAGGGAAAACUGGCCUAUUGUCUUCUACAACAGGACCUGCCAAUGCCAGGGCAACUUCAUGGGCUACAACUGUGGGGACUGCAAAUUUGGUUUCACCAGCCCCAACUGUACAGUGAGAAAAAGGAUGAUCAGGAAAGAAAUUUUCAGGAUGACUUCAGCGGAGAAGGACAAGUUCAUUGCCUACCUCAAUUUGGCCAAACGCACCAUCAGCCCAGACUAUGUCAUAGCCACUGGGACCUACGAACAGAUGAACAAUGGCUCCAACCCACUUUUUGCAGACAUCAAUGUCUACGACCUGUUUGUGUGGCUUCACUACUACUCCUCCAGGGAUGCGUUCCUUGAAGGUGGACUUGUUUGGUCAAAUAUUGAUUUUGCCCAUGAAGCCCCUGGCUUUCUGCCCUGGCACAGGUUUUUCUUGCUCCAAUGGGAGCAUGAACUUCAGAAGGUGACAGGUGACGAGAACUUCACCAUUCCUUUCUGGGACUGGAGAGAUGCCAAACAGUGUGAUGUCUGUACUGAUGAAUUUUUUGGGGGGAUCCACCCAACGAGCACCGUCCUCCUGAGCCCAGCUUCUUUCUUCUCCUCUUGGCAGGUUGUGUGCAGUCAGCCAGAAGAAUACAAUCGCCUAAGAAUCUUGUGCAAUGGCACAAAUGAAGGUCCCUUACAGAGAAGUCCUGGACGCCAUGACAGAAACCGGACUCCUAGUUUACCCACCUCAGCUGAUGUCGAAGCUUGCUUAUCAUUAACAGAUUAUGAAACUGGGCCCAUGGACCGCAAUGCUAACUUCAGUUUUAGGAACACUUUGGAAGGUUUUGCUAAUACUCGGACUGCAAUUGCAAACAGCUCACAGAGUAACAUGCACAAUUCCCUGCACGUCUAUCUGAAUGGUUCCAUGUCCUCAGUUCAGGGAUCUGCUAAUGACCCUAUUUUUGUUCUUCAUCACGCGUUUGUCGACAGCAUAUUCGAGCAGUGGCUUAGAAGACAUCAACCAUCAGUAGAUGUUUUUCCAGAAGCCAAUGCGCCGAUUGGUCAUAAUCGAGGCUACUACAUGGUUCCGUUCAUCCCGCUGUAUACCAAUGGAGAGUUCUUCGCCCCGUCAAGAGAUUUGGGUUAUGAUUACGACUAUCUGGCAGAAGCAGACUCCAUUGAAGAUUUCUUGUCGCGUUAUCUGGAAGAGGCCAGACAAAUUUGGCAGUGGCUUGUAGGAGCGGCAGUGGUCGGGGGUCUGAUUACAGCUGUGAUUGCAUCGAUUGUGAGCUUGGCGUGCCGACGGAAGAAGAGAGCGGUGUCGGAGGAGGCUCAGCCUCUCCUCAUGGAGGCUGAAGACUAUCAGAGCACUUACCAGUCCAAUCUAUGAUGCAAGAGCAGCAGCUAAACCUGAAGCUUAUUACACAUCAUUUUAAAUGGGACUUUCCUUCCCGUACGAUAAUAUGUGUAAAAAUGUGUACACAGCUCCAGGUACCUGAGAGGGGUGACACCCAAGAUGCGGGACUUCUUUUUUUUCUACAGGAUUUUAAAAUUAACCCUUUUUAUUUUCAGCAGAAUUGUUCCUCUGCUUGUACAGGGAAGGGUUAGUAAUGUGCACGUCAGCAUGUACUUUCGAAAGAUAUAUACUGUUGAGUGCGACAUGUCCCGCAUACAUUUAUUAUAUGUCAUUAUAUGUCAUAUAUGUCAACUGUCAUUUAUUGUCUAAAUGCCCAUACAGUUAAA
Bufo bufo (common toad) is the source of this 2012-nucleotide messenger RNA. RefSeq names its product tyrosinase (gene TYR). NCBI's taxonomy places the organism in Eukaryota, Metazoa, Chordata, Amphibia, Anura, Bufonidae. Gene Ontology annotation, biological process: pigmentation; melanin biosynthetic process. The record is from RefSeq and is a predicted model, not a curated record. Gene Ontology annotation, molecular function: tyrosinase activity. The coding region runs from base 64 to 1659 and encodes 531 amino acids. The transcript has 5 exons.